CUAGCGGCCAAGUUGAGUGAGGAGGACAAGAAGACGCUGAUGGACAAGUGUGAGCAGACCCUCAAGUGGCUGGAGAGCAACCAGCUGGCCGAAAAAGACGAGUUCCAGCACAAGCAGAAGGAGCUGGAGCGAACGUGUCAGCCAAUCAUCAGCAAGUUGUAUCAGGGGGCGGGGCCUGCCGGAGGCUGUGGGGGGCAGACCCAGGCCGGUGCACAGGGGCCCACCAUCGAGGAGGUGGACUGAGGACCUUUCUUGCGCAUCAGUCUGAGACAAAUUGUAAAAUAUUACACUGUUUUAAAAUCGUGUUGUUAACAUCAAGUACAUAAUAAAUUACUUUUG
Hippocampus comes (tiger tail seahorse) is the source of this 339-nucleotide messenger RNA. RefSeq names its product heat shock 70 kDa protein 1-like. The transcript has a single exon. The annotation marks the transcript as partial. The record is from RefSeq and is a predicted model, not a curated record. NCBI's taxonomy places the organism in Eukaryota, Metazoa, Chordata, Actinopteri, Syngnathiformes, Syngnathidae.